AUGUCUGCUGUCUGUCGAACUUUAGCUCGACUCCCUGACUCAGGCUCCCGCGAAAUAAAGAUCCCUGGAGUCGAAUCACACUUUACCCUGGUCCGCAACAAUCUUACCCAACCGUUCGGUAUUCGGUCUGGCGUUCGACAGGGUUGUAUCCUGUCACCCAUACUGUUCAACUAUGCUAUUGACUGGAUCCUCGGGAGGGCCCUACGCGAGAGUGACGGCGUGGAGUUUGCACCCGGACAUCGGCUGACUGAUCUCGACUAUGACGAUGAUAUCGCCUUACUUGCUUCAGGUUUGGGUGAUCUGCAGUCUAUGGUGUCACGGGUGAACGAGGUCGCUAAAUCGGUCGGUUUAUCCAUAAACGCCGGGAAGACAAAAGUGUUUUCAAGAUGUAUCCCUGAGCAGAGGAGAGCAUCCCUCGGGAUUGACGGCUGUCAGCUUAAUGAAGUAGGCAGUUUAAAAUACCUCGGGCAAGGCUGCUGGCGAAUCGGCAGAGUAAGGACGACAUUGUCACCUGAAUUGAUGCUGCCCACCGGGUUUUCUCAAGCCUUAUAAAAUGCAUAUGGAUCCGACGCGACAUCUCCACAUCGCCACUAAGAUUCGCGUGUACCGUGCAUCUGUCCGGUCUUUCCUUUUGUAUGGUUGCGAAUGCCCGGCUGUGCGCGUGGAGGAAGAGCGAAGACUGGAGGUAUUUGACCACGACUGCUUGAGGACCAUCUUUCGAGUGAAGUACACCGACUUCGUCUCAAAUGAGACAGUUCGCGCUCGCUGCGACAAAAUCGCAAGGAUAACCCAGGCCAUCCAAGAAAGACAACUGAAGUGGUUUAGGCAUGUUCUUCGUCGUCCACCUCAGAAAUUCAGUGUUACUGCGUUCGAUCCGGUACCGUCACGCCAUUGGAGGCGUCGAAUAGAGGGUCAACUCAAAACCUGGCUCGACACAAUUCGUCAAGACAUGGAGGUGGUUCUUGGACCUUCGGUAUUCGGUCCCGUCGUUGGCGAAGAGAAUGGGUUGAGCUGUCCAGAUCUGAUGCCGCGGAUCGUCACACUUGUAGAGGUACAGUUCGUGACAUCAUCGAGGCCGGCUACAUCAGGCAUGAUCGCAGCCGUAUCAAGUACAAGUAAGUAAAUAGCCCUCUCAUGGGAGAACUGGAUCUGUUGGUGACGCAAUGACUGCACCUUGAUUGUUUCGGAUGGUUGUAGCGGGCAGAAUAAAGAACUUCCACAUGUGUGAAAUCCGGUACAACCUUCUGGUAUCACCAGGUGCUGAAACGAGCUCCUCAUCAACCAGUCGGAGAGUUUCAAUAAACAUUCAAACCUUGCAGAGACGCCUCUUGUGGCCUAGAGUGUCCUCAGAGGUACGCUGACAGUUUACUUCAGAGCUGACCGACCGGUUAUAGUUGAUGACGACUCGGAUCGGCUCUCAUCCUCGACGGUGCACCGAGGCAGUUGGAGACAACCUCACAGAAGCCUAAGGCAGUGGCAGAUCGUCGAGACAGUCCACUUCGUAGGCUGUACCUUUUCGACAAGUCAUCCUAGUUGUGGCCCGGUCCUCACAUAAGCAUGGCCAGAUUAAUUCUCGCUAACUGCGUUGGCACCACGCAUCUAGUGUGGGUGUCGAGCGCUGGGAUGGUUCAACGUGCUCUGACAAGUAUGUCGAUGAUGAUGAUGAUGAUGAUGAUGAUGAUGAUGAUGAUGAUGAUGAUGAUGAUGAUGAUGAUGAUGAUGAUGAUGAUGAUGAUGAUGAUGAUGAUGAUGAUGAUGAUGAUGAUGAUGAUGAUGAUGAUGCAUGA
Molecule: messenger RNA, 1787 nt
Organism: Spirometra erinaceieuropaei
Lineage: Eukaryota; Metazoa; Platyhelminthes; Cestoda; Diphyllobothriidea; Diphyllobothriidae
Source: the annotation of a GenBank genome assembly